Molecule: messenger RNA, 1730 nt
Organism: Cyprinodon tularosa
Lineage: Eukaryota; Metazoa; Chordata; Actinopteri; Cyprinodontiformes; Cyprinodontidae
Exons: 3
Coding region: 268-846 (192 amino acids)
Biological process (GO): regulation of apoptotic process
Source: RefSeq, a predicted model, not a curated record
GACUGAGAAUCUUCAUCUUCUGAAUUGUGUUCAUUGGAAUGUCAAAUCAAGGUUUCUAAAUAGAAAACCUGCAGCCAAUGUGUCAGAACAAGUUUCUGGGCGGUUCUUCUCUAACGUUCCAGCAGUGUUUCUGUGGAAGGAGCCUGGCAGAGCUCCAGUUUCCUGCAUAGCAAGUUUUCCCUCUGAGCGAAGAGAAAGCAUUCUGCUUCUCUUCGAGCAGGAGUCAACACACCGCUGAGUCCCAUCUGAACAACGCUGUAGGUCAAGAUGUAUUCUGAGGAGAAUCUCAGCGAUUUCCUGGAUGAGUUGACUGAUGAUGAAUUCCGCAAAUUCAAAUGGCACCUGAAGAAGGAGACCUGGAAGGGAAUAACCCCCAUCAAACAAGCGCUUCUGGACAAGUCCGACCGACUGGAUACUGUGGACCUGAUGGCGCAGAAGUACCAGCUGAGUGGAGCUGCCACGGUCAUGGGAAUCAUUUUACAAAAGAUGAGCAGGAAUGACCUGGUGUCAAAAAUCCAGAAGCUGACAGGCAUAGCUGAAGGUCCUGUAGACCAAAGUCCAGCGGCGUCUUCAGACUCAGAAGACUGGAAGGAAAAGCUGACCUCAGUUCGGGGAGACUUUGUGAGCAAAGUCUCGAAAGCAACUCUGGACCAGCUGCAGGACAAGUUGCUCGAGAAAAAGGUUCUGACGGACAAUGAGAUGGAAGUUGGUAACAUGGGCAAGACAGAUAAGGCUCGAUAUGUGAUCGACAUCGUGAGAAACAAGGGCCAGAAGGCCAGCUCCACUAUGAUCGCCGCUCUGUGUGACCUAGAUUCAUGUCUGGCAGAGGAGCUGAAGCUCAAGUAGAACUGGGAAGCCCCAGUGACCCAAACCCAGUAGUUCCCAGAACCCAUUUCUAAGAAAUCCUCUGCUUAGGAGAACCCAGCCCAACAAAACCCUUGAUCCUGUUUCCAAUUUCCCGUAUAAUGAUUCAAAGCAUAAAGCAACUCUUGCAACCAGUCCAGGGUCCGGUAUCAGUCCAGGGUCUGGUAUCAGUCCAGGGUCCGAUAUCAGUCCAGGGUCCGGUAUCAGUCCAGGGUCCAGUAUCAGUCCAGAGUCUGGUAUCAGUCCAGGGUCCGGUAUCAGUCCAGGGUCCGGUAUCAGUCCAGAGUCCGGUAUCAGUCCAGAGUCCGGUAUCAGUCCAGGGUCCGGUAUCAGUCCAGGGUCAGGUAUCAGUCCAGGGUCCGGUAUCAGUCCAGGGUCCGGUACCAGUCCAGAGUCCGGUAUCAGUCCAGGGUCAGGUAUCAGUCCAGAGUCCGGUAUCAGUCCGGGGUCGGUACAGUUUCAUUAUCCCUGCAGUCCAAUAGAAGCAUGAAGCUGAAGAACCUCCAACCCAGCUCUGCCAAGCAACAGAGCUGGGUAGAUUCUGAUUGGAUAGAAAUGGCCCCUUUUAUCUCAUCACCUUCUCACCUUUUUGUUUCUGUUUGAUUAUUAGUUUCUGAAUGAAUAUAAAAUUAUUUACACUUUUAUCAGCUCCAUCAGAAUCGGUCCCCCUUAGCACCUUGUGGGUCCAAGACAGUGUGAGGAUGAUGAAGCUUCUGCUUCAUCUUCUGUGUUCAGCUAACAUUAGAGAACAGCUGGAACCUAACAAGGUUCUGUUCGUCCAACAGGUCCGGUCCAACUGAUGGUUCUGUUUCAUUGUCUGACUCCACAGCUCAUUCCUGAUUCCAAUAAACCUUCAUCUGACCAAA